AUGGCUUCUAUUGACCCCACUAACCCCUCCGUCCCUAUCGACCAAGAUGCCCUCAAUCUCGAGGGUGAACCAGCUCCUGAGCUUCUAGAAGGCCGAAUCUGGGUCGAUGGCUGCUUUGACUUUUUCCAUCACGGCCACGCUGGUGCCAUCGUCCAAGCUCGCCAAUUAGGAAAUGAGCUCUACGCUGGUGUUCACUCCGACGAGGCCAUCCUCGCCAACAAGGGCCCUACAGUCAUGACUCUAGCAGAACGAGUCGCUGCUACUGACGCCUGUCGCUGGGUCACCCGCUCCGUCGCCAACGCGCCCUACGUCACCUACCUCCCAUACAUCACCCACUACGGCUGCAAAUACGUCGUCCACGGCGACGACAUCACCUCCGACAGCGAUGGCAACGACUGCUACCGAUUCGUCAAGGAGGCCGGUCGUUUCAAGGUUGUCAAGCGCUCCCCUGGUAUUUCGACUACCGACCUCGUAGGCCGCAUGCUGCUCUGCACAAAGACGCACUUCAUCAAGUCCCUCGAGAAGAAGCUCGCCGGCGUUGAAGGUAACGGCACCCCCGAAGAGCGCAUCGCAGAGGGACAAGAAAUGAUGGAGCGCAUGAGGCUGUACGCCACUGAUGCCUCAGGAAAAGCACCCGGCGCCGAGGUGUUCUUCUGGACUGCGUCUCAGGAAGCCAAGUCAGAGGACGCCGACGAGGAAAGGGGUAGCUUCCGCCAGCUCAUCGAAGGACCUGGCCCCAAGCCUGGACAACGCGUGGUGUACGUCGACGGAGGCUAUGAUCUUUUCUCUAGCGGUCACAUCGAGUUUCUGCGCCAGGUUCUUCUGGCCGAGGAGGAGCUUGCGCGCAAGGAGGGUUGGUUCUCUGAGCAGGCUGUAAACGAGCGCAAGGGCAAGGGCGAGGAUUACCCCCCUGCGUAUGUUGUUGUCGGCGUCCACGAAGACGAGGUCAUCAACCAGUGGAAGGGCAUCAACUACCCCAUCAUGAACAUUUUCGAGCGCGGUCUCUGCUACAUCAACGCCGUCAUCUUUGGCGCUCCCUUUUCUCCCACAAAGACCUACCUCACCACCCUACCGCGCGGAACCCCAGACGCCGUCUACCACGGCCCGACAUCCUUCAUGCCCCUCACAUACGACCCCUACACUGCGCCCAAAGCAAUGGGCAUCAUGCGACAAGUCGGCACCCACGCUUUUUCUCAUGUCAACGCAGGAGAAAUUGUGCAGCGUAUCUUGAGAAGUCGCGACAUGUACGAGGCGCGACAGCGCGCCAAGGGUGUCAAGGCCGGCGCCGAAGCAGCCGCUCGCGACAGGGAGAUUAUGGAGGAGGAGCAGAAGCAGAGAGAGGCUGACAGGGCAUGA
Molecule: messenger RNA, 1356 nt
Organism: Fusarium graminearum PH-1
Lineage: Eukaryota; Fungi; Ascomycota; Sordariomycetes; Hypocreales; Nectriaceae
Exons: 4
Coding region: 1-1356 (451 amino acids)
Biological process (GO): phosphatidylethanolamine biosynthetic process
Cellular component (GO): cytoplasm
Molecular function (GO): ethanolamine-phosphate cytidylyltransferase activity
Source: RefSeq, a predicted model, not a curated record